Drosophila obscura is the source of this 2522-nucleotide messenger RNA. RefSeq names its product V-type proton ATPase subunit B (gene Vha55). The record is from RefSeq and is a predicted model, not a curated record. Gene Ontology annotation, cellular component: proton-transporting V-type ATPase, V1 domain. Gene Ontology annotation, biological process: proton transmembrane transport; ATP metabolic process. Gene Ontology annotation, molecular function: proton-transporting ATPase activity, rotational mechanism; ATP binding. The coding region runs from base 178 to 1650 and encodes 490 amino acids. Lineage: Eukaryota; Metazoa; Arthropoda; Insecta; Diptera; Drosophilidae. The transcript has 4 exons.
CAACAAAUUUACACAGACUAGCAAUUCCAGAGUGAUUUUUCUUCGUACUCGCAACCACUUCGCAGGCUCAAAAUUGUGCGUUUGUGUCGCUCAGUAUUAUUCGAAAAAUUCUCGAAAUUUUCUGUGCACUUUCAAGGUAGAGGCGAAUCGGUGUAGAAAGAAAAUUCAUUGUGCAAAAUGAACGCCCAACAAGCACACAAGGAACAUGUCCUGGCCGUAUCCCGGGACUUCAUCUCCCAGCCCCGUUUGACCUACAAGACGGUGUCUGGUGUGAACGGUCCCUUGGUCAUCCUCGAUGAGGUCAAGUUCCCCAAGUUCGCCGAGAUCGUGCAGCUGCGCCUGGCCGAUGGCACCAUCCGUUCCGGACAGGUGUUGGAGGUGAGCGGCUCCAAGGCCGUGGUGCAAGUGUUCGAGGGCACCUCGGGCAUCGACGCGAAGAACACCCUCUGCGAGUUCACCGGCGACAUUCUGCGCACCCCCGUGUCGGAGGACAUGUUGGGCCGCGUGUUCAACGGCUCCGGCAAGCCCAUCGACAAGGGACCCCCAAUCCUGGCCGAGGACUUCCUGGACAUCCAGGGCCAGCCCAUCAAUCCCUGGUCUCGUAUCUAUCCCGAGGAAAUGAUCCAGACUGGCAUCUCCGCCAUCGAUGUGAUGAACUCGAUUGCCCGUGGCCAGAAGAUCCCCAUUUUCUCGGCUGCCGGUCUGCCCCACAACGAAAUUGCCGCCCAGAUCUGUCGUCAGGCCGGUCUCGUCAAGCUGCCAGGCAAGUCGGUGCUGGAUGAUCACACCGACAACUUUGCCAUUGUGUUCGCUGCCAUGGGUGUCAACAUGGAGACGGCCCGUUUCUUCAAGCAGGACUUCGAGGAGAACGGCUCCAUGGAGAACGUGUGCCUGUUCUUGAACUUGGCCAACGAUCCAACCAUUGAGCGCAUCAUCACGCCCCGUCUGGCCCUGACUGCCGCCGAGUUCUUGGCAUACCAGUGCGAGAAGCACGUGCUGGUCAUCCUGACCGACAUGUCCUCGUACGCCGAGGCCCUGCGUGAGGUGUCCGCCGCCCGUGAGGAGGUGCCCGGCCGUCGUGGUUUCCCCGGUUACAUGUACACCGAUUUGGCCACCAUCUACGAGCGUGCCGGUCGUGUGGAGGGUCGCAACGGCUCCAUCACCCAGAUCCCCAUUCUGACUAUGCCCAACGACGAUAUUACCCAUCCAAUUCCCGAUUUGACUGGUUACAUUACCGAGGGCCAGAUCUACGUCGAUCGUCAGCUGCACAACAGACAGAUCUAUCCUCCAGUCAACGUGCUGCCAUCCCUGUCACGUCUGAUGAAGUCCGCCAUUGGCGAGGGCAUGACCCGCAAGGAUCACUCCGAUGUGUCCAACCAGCUGUACGCUUGCUACGCCAUCGGCAAGGAUGUGCAGGCCAUGAAGGCUGUCGUGGGUGAGGAGGCGCUGACGCCCGACGAUUUGCUGUAUUUGGAGUUCUUGACCAAGUUCGAGAAGAACUUCAUCUCGCAGGGCAACUACGAGAACCGCACUGUCUUCGAAUCGUUGGACAUUGGCUGGCAGUUGCUGCGUAUCUUCCCCAAGGAGAUGCUCAAGCGUAUCCCAGCCUCAAUCUUGGCUGAAUUCUAUCCUAGGGACUCGCGCCAUUAGACUCUGUUUAUUGUUUUGUUUUUGAUUUUUGUCCAAAAUUUUGUUUCAUUCAUAAUUUAAGCUGGCGGCGGCGCAUCGUGCGGCGCGUCCCCACCUCCUGCAAUAUCCCCGCUGUGUAUGCGUCUAUAUAUACAUAAAUCCACAAUACAUACAUAAUAUCUAUCUACGUUGAAUCCUUCCUGAUUUGUGUGUACACAGAGGAGCCGAAGCGUAGCCAAAACCAAUAACACUAACAAUAACUAGUUAAAUACUAUCCAAACGAGCAAUCUACCGCGUAAUAUGUGUGUUUUUUAGCAGCAUCGAAAGCAUGUCGGAAACGAGAUCCCUUGAAAUGUAUAUAAAUUGAAUUGCCGCCUAACCACAAAAUCUUACUAUAUAAAAUACCAACACACUGUCCUGUAAUUCGUUGCCAAUCUCAGUCAGUCAGUCAGUCGAUCAUUUGUUAAAGUUUACUGUUUUUUGUUAGGUUUUAAGUGUGUGCUCUUUGAAUCGUUUAUAUAAUUUCUCUUACUACUUUCACAUAAAGAAUCGUAGCAUUCCAAAAACACAAAAUUAACAAAUUAUUGCCUCUGUGUGUUACCUUCGUUUGAUCCCUCUGAUCUGACCUGCCCCCAUUCAUUGUCUUUUGUUCCUGCGUUAGACACCAACGGUUCACCAGUUCGCACAAGUAUUAAAAAUGAAAACCAACCCCUCCUUCCUUUCGUAGCGGCCCCCCCUUCGCCCGUCCCAGGGGGUUAGCUGUACACAGCACCCUGCACCCUGCACCGAACCAUGUGAACAAUUUGUACAGCAACUCAACUAAACAAUGGAAUAUAAGUGCAAAACACAAUGCUUUAAUGCAGCAAAUAUUUUAAAAUGAAAAUCUAUAAAAG